AUGUCUAACUUUGGCCGAAGAACAUGGGACAAGGAAGAAUAUGCUAUUCAAGCACAAACGAAAUCGUUGCAUGAAUCCUUAAAGCACACGCUCACGGCAUCAGAACUAUCUGAACUAAAGAUUAGAUAUACCAAUUAUGAUCAAUUAAUGAAGGAUUCCAUAAAGGGGAUUAAUCAGAAAGUUCUAACCACAGGCCUAACUUCAUAUAAGAAGGGAAAACAAUUUGGUUUUUACUGCGAGAUUUGCGAUUUGACUUUUAAAGAUUCUUUGCAAUUUAUAGAUCAUUUAAAUCAUAAGACCCACGAGAUUAAAUUUGAAUUAACAUUUGAUGAACCACUAGUUUUAGAUACUAGAGAUAAUGAUGAUAUUGAGAUAGAUGAAUUUUCUAAUUCUCUUAAGGAGAACGUUAAAGCCUUUGUCAAAAUACAUAAAGCCAAACCAAAACGAGAUAAAGAUGCAUCUGUAAAGAAACAAAGGAAGAAGAACAAAAUAAUAACCAAUACUAAUUCUGAGAUUCAUUCAAUGAUGGGUUUUACAGAAUUUGGUAACUCAAAGAGUUAG
Molecule: messenger RNA, 561 nt
Organism: Naumovozyma castellii
Lineage: Eukaryota; Fungi; Ascomycota; Saccharomycetes; Saccharomycetales; Saccharomycetaceae
Gene: SNU23
Product: U4/U6-U5 snRNP complex subunit SNU23
Exons: 1
Coding region: 1-561 (186 amino acids)
Source: RefSeq, a predicted model, not a curated record